Molecule: messenger RNA, 690 nt
Organism: Portunus trituberculatus (swimming crab)
Lineage: Eukaryota; Metazoa; Arthropoda; Malacostraca; Decapoda; Portunidae
Exons: 6
Coding region: 156-587 (143 amino acids)
Source: RefSeq, a predicted model, not a curated record
CAGACCUGUUGCGUGGUUCGUGUGAUAAGGUUGUCUGUGUUUUGUCUCCCUCGUGCGGCUGAAGCGAGGUCUAGAUAGGCAUUAAAGGCGUUGUAAGUUGGUGAGUGAAGUGUUAAUUAGCCACACACCUGAGGGAACCACUAAUUAAGAGAAGCAUGGCGUGUGGGCGUGGCAAGGCGUGGGAAGCGAGAGCGUGGGUGGUGACGGUAGCGCUGGUGGUGGUGGUGGUCGCCCUUUCUCAACAUGCCCACGCGUUUAACAGAGACAAACCAAUAAUUAAAUGGUCACCCCUUUGGCUAAACCAUUACAGGCCAAGGGGUGUGCUGUACAAGAGGUUCCGAGAUGACCCAAUUCAGAAAUGGAGCCCCGGUUUCUUCAGCUCUGACGACUACUACUACGACCAGAAGAGGGACGCUGGGAACUGUGGCCGUGAGAACUCCUUGUGUCUGUUCGUGAGCGGUCAUUCUGGUGAGGCUCGUGAGAUCAGAUGCUGCGGGGCUCUCAAAUGUGUAUUCACUGGGAUAUCUUACACCUGCGCCGACCCCAGUUCUCUCGACAUGGAAAAUUUUGAGAAUGAAACGUAUUAAUCCUUCUCCUCUUCCUCCUCCUCUUCUUCUUCCUCCUCCUCCUUCUCCUCCUCCUCCUCCUCCUCUUCUUUUUCCUUCUCCUCUUUCUUCUUCACCUUUGGCC